Messenger RNA from Puccinia graminis f. sp. tritici CRL 75-36-700-3, 4219 nucleotides. RefSeq lists its product as uncharacterized. Lineage: Eukaryota; Fungi; Basidiomycota; Pucciniomycetes; Pucciniales; Pucciniaceae. The record is from RefSeq and is a predicted model, not a curated record. Gene Ontology annotation, biological process: telomere maintenance; DNA repair. Bases 168 to 3842 code for a protein of 1224 amino acids. The transcript is spliced from 14 exons. Gene Ontology annotation, molecular function: DNA helicase activity.
UGGGAGACCUGGCCUGAUCGAUAUCCUCUUCCUUUCCUUGGACUUUCUACACGGAGACACACGCGCGUACCCCUGGAGCUCACGGUUUGACAUUGCAGGAAGUCGUCAAAGUCACACUUGGUCAAAAAUUGGUCAAUAAAGCCGGUUCCAAAAUACGUUGACACAAGAUGGAUAGCUCCCAGGUGACUCGGUCACCCAAAAGCUCAUGUGACGCUGGUACACCGAUCCAAUCGCCUGCAAAGCCUAGCAUGACAAGCCUCCAACGCUCCCCAAGCAAGACACCAAUUUCGGCAGAAAUGCGGGCACGGAUAGAGGAGAAUCGAAGACGAGCCCAAGAGAUCAAAGCAAAAAAACAACAAAUGGCACGCAUUCAGGAGCGGGCGGACCAGGAGGCUGAUAGACGCGCCGCUGGAGAAAAAUAUCUCAGGGAGUUUGGGCUCGGAUCUUCUUCAACAAAACAAAAGCUGGAUUUUUCAUCGACCAAUUCGAACUUGCAUCGUCAUCCCGAGAAGUCCAAUAAUUCAUUCGAACUUGAUUGCAACUUUCUACCAAAUCACAAACCGCCGCCUCAACCAUAUUCUCCAGACCCGAGGUGCUCAGCAGAACAACUGAAAGUAUUGGAUCUAGUUAAACUUGGGCACAAUGUAUUUUUUACUGGAUCAGCUGGAGUAGGGAAAAGUUUCAUGCUGCAUGAAGUGGUGCGGAUGCUCAAGUCAGAGAAACUUCGUGUCAGUGUCACUGCACCAACGGGAAUCGCCGCUCUAGCCAUCGGCGGCUGUACGAUCCAUUCUUGGGCGCGGGUUGGACUUGGUCAUGGCUCAGCCCAUGCACUGUAUAACAAGCUCAUCGCACAGAAGUACAAAAGUGCCAAAUUCGAACGUGACACCGACACCAAUCGUAUCUGGAACACAGAUGUGCUCAUAGUCGAUGAAAUCUCAAUGCUACACCCGGACCUGUUUGAGAAAAUCUCGAUUCUGUGUCAGGCCAUCCGAAAGAUAAAGAAACCGUUUGGAGGAAUUCAAAUCAUCCUUUCCGGGGACUUCUUCCAAUUACCACCAGUAGCAAAGGAUGACGAUUUUACUUGCAUGUAUUGUGGCUGUCCAAAAUUCGAAAGAGUCGGCUCCACUGGCGAGAUACGAUGCGUCAAGCCUCUUCAUAAGAAAUGGGAUGAUAAGCCUUGUGGUCGCGUCCGAAAAGAGUCUACCUUUUGCUUCGAAACACCGACAUGGCGGCAGUUAAACCUCCAAGUGAUUGAGCUUACUCAGGUUUUCCGACAAGAGGAUAAACACUUCAUUGACAUGUUAAAUAAGAUCCGAUGGGGCACAGUAGAUGAUGAGAUUGAGGAAAUUGCAGUGUCCCGUAGCCAGCCUCUUGAGGCACAUGAGAUCAAGCCCACUCGUCUUUAUGCCAGAAACAUGAACGUGCACGCAGAGAACGCAAAGCAGUUUGGCUUACUGGAUAGCAAGCCCUACGAAUUUUCAGCCUCAGAUCAGACCAUGGGUAACGCUCCUUACGCUCAUACAUUUCUGUCCCGGUUGGAAGAUUUGCAAGCUCGCAAAAAGUUGACAUUGAAAAUCGGGGCCCAGGUGAUGCUUUUGUGUAAUCUAGAUAUUAAAGCCAAAUUGGUGAAUGGAUCACGGGGUGUAGUAAUCGAUUGGGUAGAAAGACCGAGUCACCAAUUUUCAUCUGUCUUGUCACAACAACGAGAUCCAGAUGACAUGAAGAAAAUGUAUUGGUCCUCUAAACAAGCCAACAGCUGUCUACCCAAGGUUUUGUUUUCCGAUGGCCGUGUAAUGCUAAUUGAACCGUUCGUAUGGAACAUUGAAAUAGAUGCUUCCCUGACCCUAUGUCGUACUCAGUUGCCAUUAUCAUUGGCUUGGGCAAUUACAAUCCACAAGUCUCAAGGGCAAACUCUCGAUAGAUUGUGUGUCGAUUUAUUUGGAAUUUUCGAGCAUGGCCAAGCCUAUGUUGCCCUUUCCAGAGCAAGAAGUCUACAGGGGCUCCAAAUCACUGGGUGGAAAUCAUCUCGAGUUCAAUGCCAUCCAAGUGUGAAGGAUUUCUACAAGUCCUUGCAUGAAGAAAAACGCUCCAGUCAGGAUGAAGAUUUCUUGGAUCCAGAGGAUUUCUUCCCUUUCUCAGAUUGUAUCGAGUUUAUGUAUGAGCCCAGUCCCUCACCCGAACCAUCCUCCAGCGAAAGCGUACCCCUUCACCAAGGCAUCCCCGCCAUCGAAUAUUUACCCUCCGAUGAACGUAAAGUCUUUCAGGAAGGCGUGACCUCCAAAGAGAGCGCGGAUGCAGAGCUGAUUUCCAGUGGCCAGUUUAAAUCACUCUGUUUGAAGAAAGCCAAUUUGACAGGUGAUUUUGGCGGCAAAACAUUGAUUGGAUCGGAUUUGAAGCCUCAGUCCGACAGCAGAUUCCACAUCGAUCCUUUGUUGGGCGGGUCAUCUCCGUCAGUAUCGGACGAUUUACUAGAUGAUGAUCAACUCAUAUCUGUAGCAGAAGAGGUUGAAAGGUCCCAGGGUGAUCAACAGCAGCGCCUCAGUCAAUUAACACAUGUCGAUCAAGUAGAGCAAACUGAAGUCAAAGUUGAUACGUCCACCUUGCGCCGGCCAGCAAAAGACCCAUCGUUUCCUGAAACAGCAGAAAUCGACCAAGAUCUACGUUCUCCAACCCCGGUGUACGAAAAUAGACCCCUAGCAGAAAUAGGAACCGAUGACCAUCAACCGGAGAUCAAAUCUGAACCACUGGCCAGGCGCCGCGAUCGACCUGUGCCCAUAACGCAAGAAAUCGACGAUAAUCAACAUGUACAAGCCCCACCAUUCACCACAGGCGCAGAUACUUCAAUCCCUGAAAUGCGAGUAAUUGACAACCAGCCCGUCUCACCAAUCCACAAAGACCCAUCAUUCUCUCUAAUCAAAGCAAUCGAAAACACCCGGCGUGUAGAAACCCUACUAUCCACUGAAGGCCAACAUCAACCAAGCUCUGAAGUACCCACCCUCGAUCAAAAUCAGCUCCGCAAACCCCUCCCAAACAAAAAACGCAAAGAGAAACGAAAGUUGAGUGAGUACGACAGAGAUGAAAGGAUUGGAUCUGGACCUGUUAAAAAGUCUAGCAAACGAGCAAAUACCAUUCAGACCAAACCACUUGCCUUAAAGGAUAAGGCCAACGAUUUUGGGAACUGCAGUCAUACUCACUUGAUUACUGGGCCGUCCGAUCCGGCACAAGCGGAUCCCGUUAAUUUAUAUAUUGAAAGGACUUAUCACACGCGUUCUAUGAACGACCCCACCCACCGAUCAGGGUACACCGAUUCUGGCUCCACUGCCAUGUUUAUCAAUCAUCCAAACCGUAGCAGUGUGGCCGUGGAUGUGAAGCCAAAUAUUAAUCAAGCUGAACCCGUCGUCCACCAAAGCGAUAGACAAAAAAAACCUUUCGACGAAUCCGAAUUUUCCAAGAUGAUCUUGAAUGACUUUUCCAGACGAAUCCGUGAUUCGAUCAUGAUGUUAAACAAAUCACUCCUCGAGUUACCAUCCGGUCCGUACGCCCGCGAAUUCGAUUCCGAAAGUGUUGAGGAACAUGUUCGGAUGUUGGUUGGCGAGCAUUUCUGCAAUCCGCAUCUGGUGAACCUGCCUGCCGUAACAGAUACUGAAACCCGCUCGAGAGAAACUGGGCAAAACUCAAAUCUGGAAGGCCGAAUGAUUGAAAAUAUUGGACCGCUUGGUCAAGAAAAUGAUAACAGAACAUUGGAUGCACAAGCAACUCCCAAUCCUCCGAUCAGAAUUGGUCAGUUAGUGAGAGGACUCUCUCCAGAUUUUCAUUGUAAUAAUUUUCACGCUCCGUUUUGAGAUUGUUGGAUUUUUGAACGACACAUGCAUCGACUUUUUAAGCGCUUGUCAGCUUGUAAAUGUAGUCGCUUGGUGCUCUUUUCGCACCCCUUGUAUGAUUUUACCCUGCUUUUUUUUCCAGCUUCUCCCCCGUCUCAUUGUUUGAUCAACAGCAUUUUUUUCUAUCAACAAACUCUUGCAAAUCUCCCUGACUGAUCUAUGCCAAAUUUCUCUAAUUGUACGAUAAAUCCUACUGUUGCUAUUAUUUCGUUGAUUUCAAGAGACAUACUCUGAAUGAUCGUCCACUCUGAAUAUAUCACCAUAUCUUGGUUAUAGGUGGUGCUAAGAGUUACAAAUUCAAAGAGAAGGUAAGCCAGGCAUAUGAAGUGAAUAGUGUC